UUUUUGCUGUGGUCGUCAACAAAACCUUUGUGCGAAUCAGAUUGCUUUCGAUUUUCAAUGGCUCACAUAAUUCGACAGUGCCGCCUAGGUCAUAGCGUUGCUUCACCAUCCGUACUUUAUAGAAGCUUCAGCACAGGAUUUCUUUUAAGAAACCAGGCAGCUGCUGCCGCUUCAGAACCAGCACCAGGUGUGUACUGCUUUGUUUCUUUAACGGUACCGAACAUUUAACAUGGAGCGAAGCAUUAACCGAUGUCUAUAGCUGCAGGUUCAAAAAAGGCUGCUAUUGCAUCAUCAGCACCUCAGGGAACAGUGCUUAAGGGCAUCAAUUAUAUGAAGGAAGGCAAAGACCCUGUUGCACUCGAUGACAGCGAAUAUCCAGAAUGGUUGUGGGACCUGCUCGAUGAGAAGAAACAAAAACAGAAAUCUUCAAAACCCUCUAAUCGUCAAUACCACCGAAAACAGAACCGGGAUGCUAUCCGAGCUAGCAACUUCAUGAAGGAUAAGAAGACAUAAAGUAGCCGUUCAGCUCUAUAUUGUUCUUUAAGCAUAAUAGAUAAAAGCCUCUGUAAUAUAGACUACAGGGCACAUGGCUCUGCAUUUGAAAAAAAAAAAACUAAAAGAAAUCAUCUAAAAAAAGUUCCUGUCGUAAGAUAUGACUACCAUCCUCGGUUAUAUUGAUUAGAUUGUGGGAACAUAUUGUUGGCAGCCUGUGCCUGUUGGAAAGCUGGAUUUUGUUGGCCAUACAUUCCUCCUGAAAACACGAUAUCAAGAAUGAUUCAGUAUAAGUCUA
Messenger RNA from Umbelopsis ramanniana AG, 790 nucleotides. RefSeq lists its product as uncharacterized. The transcript has a single exon. NCBI's taxonomy places the organism in Eukaryota, Fungi, Mucoromycota, Umbelopsidomycetes, Umbelopsidales, Umbelopsidaceae. Gene Ontology annotation, cellular component: mitochondrial large ribosomal subunit. Gene Ontology annotation, molecular function: structural constituent of ribosome. The record is from RefSeq and is a predicted model, not a curated record. The coding region runs from base 250 to 513 and encodes 87 amino acids.